AUGCAAGCGCCCAAGACGAGAGCGGAACUUCAGCAGCAUAAAGCAAAACUUGCGAACUCAUAUUCAGAACUGCUCGAACAAUUCUCUUCUAAAGACCUAAAAACCGUGGGAAACUAUACCCUUGGCAAACUCAUUGGGAAGGGCUCCUUUGGCAAGGUGUACCUUGCUCGACACAACUUGACGAAUGGCUCCAAGGUCGUGCUCAAGGCCUCGAACAAGGACGAUGCGAACCUUGCGAGAGAAAUCCACCACCAUCGUCAAUUUGUCCAUCCUCAUAUCGCGCGACUAUACGAAGUUAUAAUAACGGAGACGCUGGUGUGGCUCGUGUUGGAAUACUGUCCUGGUGACGAAUUGUACAAUUACUUAUGCAGCCAUGCGCCCCUCCCCGUCGAGACUGUACAGAAGAUCUUCACCCAACUUGUCGGAGCUGUUGCAUAUAUCCACAGCAAGUCUUGUGUACAUCGCGAUCUGAAGUUGGAGAACGUGCUUCUCGAUAAGAACGAGAAUGUGAAACUGUGCGAUUUUGGCUUUACCAGGGAAUACGAGGGAAAAGCAAACUAUCUUCAGACCUUUUGCGGCACGGUAUGUUACAGCGCUCCUGAAAUGCUCAAGGGUGAAAAGUAUGCUGGCGAGAAGGUCGAUGUCUGGAGCCUGGGAAUUAUUCUUUACGCCCUGCUGAAAGGGGAGUUACCUUUUGAUGAAGACGAUGACGCCGCAACCAAAGCGAAGAUCCUCAAAGAAGAUCCCGUCUACCCCGAAACAUUCCCGGACUCAGCCAAGUCGCUGCUCUCGAAACUGCUCUCCAAACGCCCUCUGCAUCGACCCACCCUGGCGGAUAUUCUGGCAGAUCCCUUUUUGGCCGACCACGCGCCUCAGCAGCAGGCCAUUCUGAAACUCUCACAGCCGGCCCCUUUCAGCACGCAAUUGGAAAAGGACACGCUCGAACGAAUGAGGGCCGCGGGCGUGGAUAUCGACAAAGUAAUUGAAAGUGUCCUCGCACAGCGGUGCGAUGCACUGGCCGGCUGGUGGACUCUCCUUCUCCAGAAGGAAAGCAGAAAGCAGGCCAGGAAGGAGCGGAAACGGAAAGAAAGAGAAGCUGAAUUGAAGAUUCUCCGACGACUCAGUGGUGCCAGCAGUCGAUUGGAGCGUGUCGCACCCACUUUGGUUGAAGUCGACGAAGAAGGAAGUCAUGGCGACACUGAUAGGCGCCGGAGUAGUAGUCGAGGCAGAACGCACCGGAGGAGCACGCCCCAAAUAGUGGUCAGCGACUUACCUCAACUUCCAGAAGGCGACGUGAUCCCGUCAGCCGGCACUGUAACGCCUCCGCCCCCCAUCGACAAGGACUCGGUCCGUUCACUAAGUGGCUCUCGACCCCCCCUGCCGCCCAAGGAACGGAGCCGACGCGGCAGUACGCUGCAACUGGUGGCGACGAAUCCAGACCUAUUCAGUUCUCUGAACGGGGUGAGCAAGAGACGUGGCGGGAAGCUUCACAACCGGCGAUUCCUCACGGCACUGAAGCAUUGGUUUGUCGAAUCUACCAAACGAGCCAGAUCGCCCGUCACCCCCAAGAGCGACAAGAGUGUCAACGGACAACUGGGCAAUGGCAAGGCCUCCCGAUCAGCCAAAGGCCUCUCCACAGACCAGAAGAGCAAAUUUGUCGUCGGGCCCGUCUACUCUAGGCGAUCCUCGUACGGGUCGGCUCUAACUCCGAUCAUGUCAAAUUCCAAUGCUGCUGCUUCAGCGCCAACUGCCUUACCUCGCGCCGAUUCGCAUAAUCGCGGACAACCUCAUCGGAACUCCAUCUCACCAGCCCCUCUUACUCCUCGCUCGUCAUACCGCCGCAGCUCGACGGGUCUUCGAGGUCGAAAAUCCACGUCUUCGUCCGUCUCGUCCAUUCGAAGUAUGCCUCCUCAGACUUCCCACCACAGCAAAGCUUCGUCCCAGAGCUCUAAUAGUCUCGAUACCAUUCACAGCUCUUCUGCACCCAGAACCAGCAUGACGCGCUCUCCGCGUUCAUCGAUCAAGGUGCUUCCUGCAACGCCCACUGGGAACACUCUUCCCUUCAACUACCGCCCGAUCUCUACAACACCUCGUGGAUCCGACGUCUCGGCGCACAGCAGGCCGUUUCUUGGAAUAAGCGAUGAGUUUGUCGGCGGGACUGCACCUGCGCCUCCACCUGCACCAACCACCCCGCAAUCCAGCACUUUCGGGUCUGGGGUCAUGUUUGCCCGCCGAAAGAAGUCCCCGUUCAAAGGGCCCAUGCUGAAUCCGGCCUUCUUUUCGGCCUCCACCUUACCCGCAGCUGUCGGUAGUCCUGCGAUUGUUUCGGGUAGGAACAGAGAAGGGUCGGCGGGGAAAAUAAAUCUCGGUCUCCGAGACUUUGUGGGAAGGAGAGGUAGCGGAGCUGGACUUGGAGUUGGAGCUGGAGCCGGUAGUGGGAAGCGGAAAAGCCAAAUCAUCGAGGAAGAAGACGAGGACGAAGACAACGUCGCGGCCAAUGGUGGCCGUACGGGUGUACUUGAUGAAGACGCGGAGGGAGCAGAGGACGAGGACGAGGACGAGAUUGAAGAAGUUGACGCAUUUCACGCCAUCGAACUGAACAAGGGUGAGCGCGUCCAGAGUAUUACGAUCUGGAACGAUGCCGUGGAAGAAGGAGAUGAGGAAGCCUACACGGGUGAACGGCGUCAGGAGGUUGUUGGAAAGGGUUGA
Messenger RNA from Capronia epimyces CBS 606.96, 2709 nucleotides. Its product is annotated as CAMK/CAMKL/MARK protein kinase. Gene Ontology annotation, cellular component: cytoplasm. The coding region runs from base 1 to 2709 and encodes 902 amino acids. The transcript has 5 exons. Lineage: Eukaryota; Fungi; Ascomycota; Eurotiomycetes; Chaetothyriales; Herpotrichiellaceae. The record is from RefSeq and is a predicted model, not a curated record. Gene Ontology annotation, biological process: intracellular signal transduction; protein phosphorylation. Gene Ontology annotation, molecular function: ATP binding; protein serine/threonine kinase activity.